UUAAAUCAAUCCAAUUGUUUAACCUUCUAAACGAGUGUUAGUUUUGACUAAAUUAUCCCUUUGUUGAUUCAUUGGUUUCUUUUGUUAGUAAAUUGUGUUGACAGUUACUAAUUGUAUCUAUUAAAUUGUUUAUCCAGCUAAUUAAAUAAAUCUGAGGAUUAGAGGAGAAUCCAAGUUUAUAGUAUGGCCAAAUUAACCAACAAUCAAUUGAAUGAUUUCAAAAUAUUCACUAAUCAUCUUCGUUUUGUUGAACCAUCUGAAUGUGAUUGAUUGCCAAUGAAUUAUUUAAUAACAAUGUAAUUGUUUAUCAUUGAGAGACAAUCAAAUGUUUUAAUCGUGGUGACAGAUUAGAAAUGAUUAGUUUUAUUCAAUUUUAUUGAAUCAACUCUCAAUGACAAUCAAUCAGUCUGUUGAAUCUUAAUUCGAAUCAUCAAUUGCCUGGAAAAACAUUAACAGACCCACUUGAAUAUCCGAUAAUCAUCAUUGAUUAAUUUAAUCUAAUCAACGGUCUUACAUUAAAAAUAAAGACUAAAUCAAAAUUAUCUCAACUAAUCAAGCUAAUUAAUCAGUUAACCGAUAUGAGAGUAUAAAAAAUAGUCAUUAAGAAACCAUUCACAUUGAACAUUUAAUUGUUUUUUCUGGAAAAUUGAUUCUGUAAAUAUGGUUUUAAUUGCGACAACAAGACGAUUGUUAAAAUACAAUUUCAACAAAUCAUUUCGAAGUCUUUCAUACCUGAUAUCCGACCCAAAGUACAGUUUUCUGAAAAAUCUUGGAUUAGAUGAGCAAAAUUUAGGUGUUUAUAAUGGUGAAUGGUUUGGACAUGGAAAGAUUAUCAACUCAAUUUGUCCUGCCAAUGGUCAACCAAUCGCCUCUGUGGUAACGGGAGAUGUUGAUGAUUACGAGAAAACCGUUAGGACAACUUAUGAUUCUUGGAGUCAAUGGGCUGAGAUUCCAGCGCCUAAACGAGGUGAAAUCGUCCGUUUGAUUGGAAAUGCAUUGAGAGAGAAAAAAAGUGACCUUGGUCAGUUGGUUUCUCUCGAAAUGGGAAAAAUUUCCGCCGAAGGUGAAGGCGAAGUCCAGGAAUACAUCGAUAUCUGUGAUUAUGCCGUUGGUUUAUCUCGAAUGUUUGAAGGUAAAAUAAUCCCGUCAGAGCGACCUGGUCACAUGUUACUCGAAACUUGGAAUCCAUUGGGAGCCAUUGGCAUAAUAACGGCCUUUAACUUUCCCGUUGCUGUCUACGGUUGGAACAACGCACUUUCCCUGGUCUGUGGUAAUUCAAUGGUCUGGAAAUCGGCACCGACAACACCUUUGUCAUCGAUUGCAGUCAUUAAAAUCGUUUCUUCGGUUCUUAAGAAAAAUAAUUUACCAGGUUCCAUUUGUUCAUUAAUUUGUGGCGAUUGGCAAAUAGGCGAUGCGAUGGCUCGGGACAAACGUUUACCUCUGGUUUCGUUCACUGGAAGUACUUCUGUUGGAAUGGAAGUUGCAACGAAUGUACAAAAGCGAUUCGGUCGAUCACUUCUCGAACUUGGUGGUAACAACGCAAUAAUCGCAUGUGAAGAUGCUGAUGUUGAAAUGUUGGUUCGAUCUGCGGUGUUUGCCUGCGUUGGUACCGCUGGACAAAGAUGUACAACAACCCGACGAUUGAUUGUUCACUCGUCAAUUGUUAAUCGAGUUGUUGAUCGAUUAGUUAAAGCCUAUUCUCAGGUUCGCAUUGGGUCACCUUUAGAUUCGGGUACAUUGUGUGGACCACUUCAUUCGGAAUCGGCGGUAAACACUUUCCUCGAUACAAUCGCAGAAAUCAAACGUUUAGGUGGAAACAUUAUCACCGGUGGCAAGAAAAUUGACCUUGAUGGUGGAUUCUUUGUUGAACCAACAAUCGUAACCGAUAUUGACCAUAAAUCACCAAUUGUCCAGCGGGAAACUUUCGCACCAAUAGUCUACAUUUUACCUUUUGAUUCUUUCGAGGAAGCGGUUACAAUUAACAACGAAGUUGAUCAAGGACUAUCUAGUUCAUUGUUCACCCAAACUCUUAACAACAUCUUCCGUUGGAUUGGACCUAAAGGAUCAGAUUGUGGCAUCGUUAACGUUAAUAUACCGACAAGUGGAGCGGAAAUUGGAGGUGCUUUUGGCGGAGAAAAGGCAACCGGCGGUGGACGAGAAUCCGGAAGUGACUCAUGGAAACAAUAUAUGCGUCGAUCGACCUGUACAAUCAAUUAUAGCCGAGAAUUACCUUUAUCACAAGGAAUUAAGUUUGAAUAAAAAGAUGAAUCAAAUUAAA
This is a messenger RNA of Panonychus citri (citrus red mite), 2278 nucleotides long. It is a transcript of the gene Aldh7A1, whose product is annotated as alpha-aminoadipic semialdehyde dehydrogenase-like. Bases 661 to 2259 code for a protein of 532 amino acids. Gene Ontology annotation, molecular function: aldehyde dehydrogenase (NAD+) activity. NCBI's taxonomy places the organism in Eukaryota, Metazoa, Arthropoda, Arachnida, Trombidiformes, Tetranychidae. The record is from RefSeq and is a predicted model, not a curated record. The transcript has 5 exons.